Messenger RNA from Rotaria socialis, 1056 nucleotides. Lineage: Eukaryota; Metazoa; Rotifera; Eurotatoria; Philodinida; Philodinidae. The record is from the annotation of a GenBank genome assembly.
AUGUAUAUUUGUUCCAAUCCACUGGACCCAGUACGGUGUACCGGUCCAAACCAACAAUGGUGUGUUCAAUUACCAGCUUGUUAUCCAACCAUUCUUUCAUGUGUACCCACUGUUGUCAAACGUGAUGAUUAUCAUGGUAGCACUAUUUUAGAUUCACCAUUAUAUGCAAAUAGUCGAUUACUUCAACGUCUUCGACAAAAUAUUGAUCAGAAUCCGGUGCCGCCCUCAUCAAAUAAAGCAAGUCAUAUGUAUCAACAGCAUGUAAUAGAUACGGAUAGAAAAAAUGUUUUGUCAACACCUAUUAGUCCGGUGUCAAAAUCAAGAAGUCCUUCGUUACUACAGCAAUUUUUCAAUAGAAAAUCUAUGGACGGCAAUCGAUCAAUUGAAAAGUCAAGAAAUAUUACACCUAUUCUAAAUGUACACGACUCAUCGAAAUCGAAUGAGAAUGACUUGGAAAAUGCUAAUAGCAGAGAUAAGAAAAAAUUACGUCAAGCAAUUCAUAAUAUAAUGAAAAGUACUAGUGCUCAAGAUAAUUUAUCAAAAAAUAUUAGUACUCAUCAUCUCGAUCCAGAUCUUUCUAAUAGUGUUACAGAUAUCAAAAGUAGUCAUUUUCUUUCACCAUCCAAUGUUCAACAACAAAUCGAUAAAAAAUCAUCACAAAAACAGAACACGUCAACAAUUCAAUCACCAACAAAUUCUACUAACGAUACUACACAACUUGGCACAGGAAAUAACUGGAUUAAAACAUUACAGGAAAAACAAUCAAGCAAACAGUUAAAUACAAAAUCUUCGAAAAACAAAAUCGAUGUUGAUCAUUUACAUAUGAGAGAAGCAAUGGCUGCGUUAGAACCACAUAUUACUAGAGAAGCAUUGCAAGCAUUGAUCAAUAAGAAGAAAGAUCUAGAACAAAAUGCUUUCAUGCGGCUACUAACAGGACCUUCACGAUGCUGUCGUUCAUAUCGUACUCAACGACGUCUAGCAACAGUUGCUCAACGUUCAAUUGAUAUUGCUAUCAACGAUGUAUCAAUGUCUCCAAUACAUAAUAAUAAUAACUAA